CGCAUUUUGCUUUGAUCAUAUCAGUCAAUUCAAGAUGAGGUUUCUAACAGUUGCUGUGAUGUUAGCUCUUGUUAUUUGUGCUGCCUGCAAAAAUCACGAGGAGUGGAAAGGUCAACGACCAGGAGAUUAUGAUCGCAGGCCGCCUUCGAAUCCCUAUGCCUAAU
Molecule: messenger RNA, 164 nt
Organism: Drosophila simulans
Lineage: Eukaryota; Metazoa; Arthropoda; Insecta; Diptera; Drosophilidae
Exons: 1
Coding region: 35-163 (42 amino acids)
Source: RefSeq, a predicted model, not a curated record